AAAUUAUGCUCUCAAAUUCUCAUCUCUUUCUUCAUUCUCUUCCAAAUAUUUGAAUAUAACACAAGAAAAAAGGGAAGCCAAAAAUGGAAAACAUAAGACUCCAUAUUGUUUUCUCCAUGAUUCUUUUUGCAUGCCUCACAUCAAAUAGUCACGGACUGAAAACGCAAAGUGAAGCUCUUUCCCGUUUAUACAAAAACAAGUUGAAAACUAAAACCCAAAUCGACACAAGUCCUUUCAGCGCUAUUGCCGAUUUUUCUGAAGAACGAAUUCAAUCACAUAAAUGGUUGAAAAAUAACGACCUAAUCACAGAAUUGCCCGGGCAACCGCCAGUCAAUUUCAGCCAGUAUAGUGGAUAUGUCACCGUAAAUCCUAGUACAGGACGAGCUCUCUUUUAUUACUUUGUUGAGGCUGAUCCAGAAAAAUCGAGUGAAUUUCCGCUUCUUCUUUGGCUCAAUGGAGGACCUGGUUGUUCUUCUCUUGGUUUGGGAGCAAUGGAGGAAUUGGGUCCAUUUCGAGUUAACAGUGACGGGAAAUCACUCUACAAAAACGAUAACGCAUGGAACCUUGUUGCAAAUGUGUUGUUUUUGGAGACACCUGCUGGGGUUGGGUUUUCAUAUUCAAACACGACGACUGAUUAUGAGAAAAGUGGGGACAAACAAACGGCUAUUGAUAAUUAUGUGUUUUUAUUGAAAUGGUUGAAGAGAUUUCCAGAAUACAAGGACAGAGAGUUUUACAUAGCUGGGGAAAGCUAUGCUGGGCACUAUGUGCCCCAGUUGGCUCAGACCAUUCUCCAUCACAACAAAAAGUCCGGAAGACCUAUUAUCAACUUGAAAGGGAUGAUUAUUGGGAAUGCUGCGAUCAACGAUGAUACCGACGAUUUAGGGAUGAUAGAAUAUUUUCAAACCCAUGCUUUGAUAUCCAAAGAGACAUUGAAUCAAUAUUUGGAGUACUGUUAUUAUUCUGAUAACGCUGACGAUGAAUGUGAUAAAGCUUGGGACCAAAUUGCAGAAGUCUUCAAAGACAUUGAUGUUUAUAACAUCUAUGCCCCAUUGUGCCACAAUUCUAACCUCACCGAAAUUCCCAAGAAGGCUUCAGUACUUAAUUUUGAUCCCUGCAGUGACUACUACGUAUAUGCAUACCUCAACAGGCCCGAUGUUCAAAAGGCGUUUCACGCCAAUGUCACGAAGUUACCUUACGAUUGGGAUUCUUGCAGCACCGUCCUCAAGAAUUGGACAGACAGCCCAGAAACUGUUCUCCCUAUCCUCCACGAGUUAAUGGCUAAUGGGAUUCGAGUUAGUAUAUACAGGUCCGCACGCCUUAGCUCGUCGCCGCACAUUGUGCGACGUCUUUCCAACACCUCUCCACAUUCGUGCGUCGCCGUCUCAUUUUCAAUCGUUCUGCCGCCGCCGCCGCCGCCCGCCAUAGUUGUGGCCUCACCUUUUUUCGGUCGUACGAGCAACCUUGGAUGCGUCUUCGGCUUGGCAGCGACACGUCCUCUUCUGCCGGGGUGGUUCACGGUGGCAAAACACAGUGGUCUGAAAAUGGCGGAUGAACGUGUGGCUUGGGAUAUUGGGGGGUUGAAUUUAAAAAUUUGA
This is a messenger RNA of Striga asiatica, 1595 nucleotides long. The record is from the annotation of a GenBank genome assembly. NCBI's taxonomy places the organism in Eukaryota, Viridiplantae, Streptophyta, Magnoliopsida, Lamiales, Orobanchaceae.